Molecule: messenger RNA, 152 nt
Organism: Puccinia triticina
Lineage: Eukaryota; Fungi; Basidiomycota; Pucciniomycetes; Pucciniales; Pucciniaceae
Exons: 2
Source: RefSeq, a predicted model, not a curated record
AUGGUCCACCGCCGGUGCCGUCAAGGUCUCGCCCCAUCCAAACCUACAGCUAUACUGAACCCUGCUGCUGUCAGAUUUAUUACCCGCACCACUCGUACCACCAAAUCUGACAGGUCUUCGGGGAUUCUGAUUGGGCUGCCUUCGCCGGCAAG